CCCGUCCCGGAGCGGUCAAGAUUAACAUAUUUCUCGAAAGCGUCAGCCAGCUGGCUGCCUACUGCGUCAAGAUGCGCACGCUCGGCAUCUCGGUGAUCAGCAUGGUGCUGACGGGGUUAGUGAUCGGCAACGCAUACUACCAGAAGAAGCAAUUCUACCCGUCGGUGGUCUACAUCACCAAGUCCAACCCGAGCAUGGCCGUUAUCUACAUCCAGGCUCUGGUGCUGGUGCUAAUGCUGGGCAAGGUGAUGAAGAAAAUCUUUCUCGGCACGUUACGGGCGGCCGAGUUCGAGCAUUUGAUGGAGCGGUUCUGGUACGCGCUGACCGAAACCUGUCUCGCGUUUACCGUCUUUCGGGACGACUUUAAUCCAAAGUUUGUGGCCCUAUUCACGGUGCUGCUGUUUCUCAAGUCCUUCCACUGGCUCGCCGAAGAUCGGGUCGAUUACAUGGAAAGAAGCCCCGUGAUUGGGUGGUUGUUCCAUGUGCGCGUGGCCGGUUUGCUCGUAUGCCUGGGACUGUUCGACUACGAACUGAUCUCGUACGCCUACCAAUCGACGAUCGCCAAGGGCGUCACGGUGCAGCUGGUGUUUGGGUUCGAGUAUGCGAUCCUCAUGACGAUGGUCAUCAACACCGCGAUCAAGUACAUCUUCCACGCGGCCGAACUGCGCUCGGACACGCCGUGGGAGAACAAGGCGGUCUUCCUGCUCUACACCGAGCUGAUCAUCGGGUUUACGCGCGUCGUGCUCUACGUGGUGUUUGUGAUUUUGAUGGUCAAAAUAUUCACCCUACCCAUGUUUGCCUUCCGGCCAAUGUACUACACGAUGCGAAACUUCAAGAAAGCGCUCAACGAUGUGAUUCUGUCGCGGCGCGCCAUUCGCAACAUGAACACACUCUACCCGGACGCGACGACCGAGGAGCUGCAGAUGUCGGACAAUAUCUGCAUCAUCUGCCGCGAGGAUAUGGUGAGCAACUCGAAGAAGCUUCCCUGUGGCCACAUUUUCCACACCGCCUGCCUGCGGUCGUGGUUCCAGCGGCAGCAAACCUGCCCCACCUGCCGGCUAAACAUUCUCCGCACACCGAUCACCGCUGCCACGACCGCUGCCAAUCCUGUGCCAAAUAAUAGUGCCAACGAUGCGGGCGCCAACGCUGGUGGUGCUGGUGGCGGCGGUGGUGUUGGUGGGGCCACUACGACCGAUGCCAGCCGAUCCACCGGAGCGCUGGCAGGUGCCGGCGUAGCCACGGGAAAUAUCAUCAAUUCCACCGUUCCGAAUGGAAUGCCACCGACAGCGACCAAUGCUAUGCCAAUGUUUCCGGGCGCUCCGUUCGUUCCGUUUCCCUUCGUCGGAAUGCCUCCGUACACGAUGCCCCUGCCGCCGGUGCCACCUUUGCUCGGUGAGCUUACGGACGAGGAGGUCCGUGCGAUGGAAGGUACCGAGCGACGGCACAUUGAAGAACGCAUUAAGCACUUGCAAAACAUUCGUACCCUGCUGGACGCAUCCGUGGCACUGAUGAACCAGUACGCCACCAUUACGUCCCGCUUACCGCCGGAAGCCGUCGCUCACUUGCAAACACAAGCCGUACCGCAACCACCACCAUUGGUAGUUCCGGUUGUUCCACCGUUGGUACCCGAGGAAAGCACCUCUUCCACCAUCGUCGCUCCCGAACCGGCAGCGACUUCGUCGGCAACAGCGACAACAUCUCCUGCACAAUUGGUCGACGAGCGAGUGCCGGUAGAAAGUGUCCCGGCAGCUCCUGCGAUCGUCGCUGGGAGCAGUAGCAGUAGCUUAAGUAACACCAAUAGUCCCACUAGCAGCCGAUCGAGCCAGGUCUCGGUGAAGCCAACCCGAACAGGGGUCGAACAGGCGAAGCUGGAAGAUUUGGGUCCGAUCAGCAGCGACGAGGACGAUGCAUCGUCCGGUGUGAAGCUGAAAAAGGAACCCAUUCCUAGCACCAGCAAAGCAUUCCUUAUCACACCCGACCAGCUGGACGCGAAGGAUGGUUCGGCAUCGAAAACUAUGGGUGGCGCCACACCCGGAACCGUGAACGGCGGUAGUAGUGCCGAUGCCACGAGGCACCCGGAAAGCUCGACCAUGAGCGAGCUGCGCCGUAGAAGGUUAGAAAAGUUUGCAACCUCCUCCCCGGCAUCGUCACCCGGAGCCGGAGAUGGCCAGUAGUCGGCGAACGGGCCUAAGGGAACCGACAAUCUCCGCCCUCCGCGGUUCCCGAAGCUAAACACAACACACAAAACGGAAACUGCAAAAAUCUGCUUCCAGGUAGCGAUAACUGCUGCAGCAGCCAAACUAACACGCCACGUGUGCACCAAAUCCGACGAGGCGCUGAGGGCCAAGUCGAGUUCAGGGGAACGUUCGUUUGACGGAGUAGUACGGCCGCCAACGGUUGUUAUUAUUAUUUACACAGAGGCACUGACGGCGGCACGAACUAAAGCACGUACUAAUUACUGCAGGCACACACGGACGGAAGAGUGACGUUCUGGCGCAGCUUUUCCUAUUCCCUUUACGUUUGUCUUGUCUUGUGCUCAUCAUCCCACAUCCGUUCCGUUCCCGUUCGUUCCCGCCUUGUUCGCCGUUGCUUUUAAGAUGAUCUUUUUAAUUCUUAUCGCCCCGCGCGUUUAGUAUUUCUGUUUGGCCGUGUUGUGUUGAUUAAGUUGAUUUUGUGUAGGUUUCUUCGCUUUACUGUUGUGCUUUUUGUUUUGUUUAUUUUCUUCUGCGACUUGAUCUGCGACGGAAUGCGAGCACGCCACACAUUAUGUAGAGGGUCUCUAUAUGUGAAAAAUUAAACCAACGUUAUGUGUCUACAUAUGUAAGAAGCUGUAUGUAGGGAAGCGAGAAAGAUCGAGUGAAUGAGCGAAUGAACUAGGUUUAUAGAGGACGCGGUGGAAUGUGAUUCAGCGAACCGUCAACGUUCCGGUUUGGUUCGAAAACUAAAAUGGUAAAUCAGUCAGAGAGACACAGAACACAAACACAAGGGGGGACGUUUUGUACUAGCGUGAUACGCAACUGUUGUGGCGCGGACCAGGAGAGACCGGAAACAAUGGACACAAACACAACGGUCUGCUGUUGCUGUUGUUGUUGCUGUUGGUGGGGAAACGAGGUCGAAAGGAUUGGAAAGGACAGACGGAAGCGAUAACCUCUGGCGGUGCCGCGAUUUCGGUGUUUGCGAACGGGGCACCGUUAGUGAUGGCGUAAUGUAAAUACUACCAUAUAACUGUACUGUGGAAUCUAAAAUAAUAAAGGCAA
Anopheles cruzii is the source of this 3257-nucleotide messenger RNA. Its product is annotated as E3 ubiquitin-protein ligase HRD1-like. The transcript has 5 exons. Lineage: Eukaryota; Metazoa; Arthropoda; Insecta; Diptera; Culicidae. The record is from RefSeq and is a predicted model, not a curated record. Gene Ontology annotation, cellular component: cytoplasm. The coding region runs from base 72 to 2174 and encodes 700 amino acids.